CAGAGCGAUCCGGUCUGUUGGGGAAGAGUGCCAGGGACGCGGUGGGCUGAGUAGAGUGUUAUCUCUUCAUGUCUGGGAUUAUAAAGGCCAUGGCGAAGUUUCGUCUGGCUGUUGUGCAGCUGCACGUAACAAAGUUAAAGGCUGAAAACUUGUCUCGAGCUCAGAAGCUGGUGAAGGAGGCGGCAGGGCAGGGGGCAAAGGUCGUGGUCUUACCUGAGUGCUUCAACUCUCCAUACGGGACGGGAUACUUUGCGGAAUACGCGGAGAAAAUUCCGGGAGAAUCGACGCAGGUCCUGGCGAAGCUCGCUGAGGAGUGUGGGGUUUAUCUAGUAGGCGGCUCCAUUCCAGAGGAAGAUGAAGGGAAGCUCUUUAACACCUGCUCAGUUUUUGGGCCUGAUGGGAAAUUACUGCUUAAACACAGGAAGAUCCACCUGUUCGACAUCGACGUUCCUGGGAAAAUCCGUUUCCAGGAGUCGGAGACACUGAGUCCGGGGAGCAGUCUGUCCGUGUUUGAGACCCCGUACUGUCGAGUGGGAGUGGGGAUCUGCUAUGACAUCCGCUUCGCAGAGCUCGCGCAGAUCUACGCCAAGAAAGGUUGUGAGCUGUUGGUUUACCCCGGAGCCUUUAACAUGACCACAGGACCUGCUCACUGGGAGCUGCUUCAGAGAGCUCGGGCCGUGGAUAAUCAGGUGUACGUGGCCACGGCUUCACCGGCGAGAGAUGAGAGCGCCAGCUACGUGGCCUGGGGUCACAGCUCGGUCGUUAACCCCUGGGGUGAAGUGAUCGCACAAGCACAGUCUGAAGAGGGCGUAGUGUACGCCGAUAUCGACCUGCAGUACUUGGCCGACGUGCGUCGACAGAUCCCCAUCACGACGCAGAGGCGUAAAGAUAUAUACACUGUGAACGCUGUUAACGAGGGCUGAGUCGGCGUGAUAACAUCCUAAUAAUCCUUAUCCAAAUUUCAUUUCAAUUCAGAUGUAAUCCAAAUAAUCCCAAUCCCGACAUCCCAAUAAACCCCAAUCUUGACGAUCCCCAUCUUUAUAUAAUCCAGAUGAUCCCUAUCAGAAUAUAUCCUUAACAUUCUCUAUCUGAAAUAUAAUCCUGAUUAUUCCCUAUCCAGAUAUACUCCCAAUAACCUUUUUCCUUUUUGGAUUUAAUCCCUCUCUCAUUCACUUUCAGCAAUCGUUGUCUCGGGCGCACUGGGCGCGGGCCCGGGAUGGGACAUCACAGUCCUAGUAAUUCCUACAUGGAUAUCAUCCCUAUCUGGAUAGAAUCCUAUAAACAGUCUCUGUCCUGAUAUAAUCCUGUUAUUCCCUCUCCAUGUAUAAUACCAAUAAUUUCUGUCUGUACGUAAUCCCUAAAAUAUAUCUAUCUUAUAUAUAAAUCUCUAUCCAGAUAUCAUUUUGAUAAUCCCUGUCUGGAUAUAAUCAUGAUAAGGAUUAUAUUUAGGUAGGGAUUAUCAUCUCUGUCCGGAUAUAAUCCUGUUAUUCCUAAUCUACAUGUAAUUCCAAUGGAAUAUGGAUAGAAUCCUUAUAAUCCCUGUCUGGAUAUACUCACUAUCAGGAUAUAAUCCCAUUCAGGAUAUAGUGUCUAUAAUCCCUGUCUAGAUAAACUCUCCAUAGUCUCUAUCUGAAUAUAAUCCCUAUCAUUUCUUUUUGGACCUAGUCCUGAUAAUCUACAUCCAAAUAAAAUCAUUUUUUCCCCCAAUCCAGAUUUAAUCCUUAUAAUCCCUAAUCAAAUACAACGCCUAUAUGCCCUAUGCAGAUAUAGUCCUAAUAAUUCCUGUAUGGAUAUUAUAAUGCUGUUCCCUUUGAGAACAUCAUCGUUAUACCUGGAACCUGCAGGUGUUAACGGUGUCUUUGUUGCACGUUUGAUCAGUGACCGUCAGAGGGAACAGGUUUAACCGUCACACAGUGCCUGACGUCAUAUAUCAGCGUUUAUCUCAGGACGGAAAAAAAAAACAUUAUCAUCGUUCAUAUUAAAGAAAUGACAGACUGUCAGUGUAAAUCUAGGGACGUUAAGGCACUUCGAAUGAUUUACAUGACAGUGAGAACGAAUGCUGUGAAUACUGUUUAAAUCCUCCUACUGCCUGGAAUGAGUGAUGUUAUGACCUGUGACACUGGAGAAAUAAAAAUGGAAAUUUCUACCCACAUCCCCUCCCCCCCUCUCUGAGUUUAGGACAACCCAUGAAAAAGUCAAAACCAGGAAGUACAAAGAAAACAGGACUCCAGACAAACUGAUCAGAAGGCUAAACACAGAACAGGUGAACACAGUAGAGUAACAAGCCAAGGACAGGACCGGCGUGAAGACGGGGUUCAGACAGAAACGAAAACAAAAACUGUGUGGCUCUUGUUGCCAUAGAAACCACAACUGUUUCACAUCGAUAAUCUACAUCACGACAAAGUUUUAUCACGUUACACGCUGUCGCGAUAACGUUUGUACGAAGCACGUCCGGGUCCGUCGUUCGGCAAUAACGAAGCAGCUUUUAAAAGUGAAAAAAAAAGCGGCAAAGACGAGGAAGCCCGAGCUCAAGAACACCACGCUCCGGUGUUAAACAUAUUUAAAUCACAGCACUAUUGAAUUCUGGGUCGUGAUUGGUCAGACGGUGUUGAUUAGUUUUCUAUAACCGCAGCUUUAAUUUAAACAGACGGGAUAUGCCGGUUUAUAUCAACGCGCUCGUUAGCCUACAUAAUAGCCUGCGUUAUCGUUUCCAUGGUAACGUAAUUCCGGCCUGUUUUCGCCAAAAGACGAGAUCUUAGAGCUGAGCACUUUGUUCUUUUCCUGUCUGUCUUCCGUAAACAGACUCCGUGCCCUCAUGCUAUGUAAAUCUGCGCUUGUGGAAUCUGUUACGCGAUCAAAAAUAAUGGCGCUGUCUGUGGAGGUGGGAUUGUGAUGGCAGGCCUGGCAUGAAUCUGCAUAAAAUUUCAAUAAUGGCACCUGCUGCCAGGGGUAGAGCAGUACCUGAUAAGUCAACACACACACACACACACACACACACACACAUUCAGACCUGGGGGUUAAAUAGAGCUGUCAUUCUUUUUAAAUUCUUUAGAUUGUCCUGAGGGGUUUGGCUGGAAUUCCCUGCGUAGUCGCGCCAUAUGACUGGUAGUUUUCGGCAGCAGUACACGAUUCAGUGUGGUGGUGCAGUGGGAGGCUCUGCCGCUUCACGACUCCAGGGUUUGAUCCUGAGCCGCUCUGGUUGCUGUCUGUGGAGUUCAGCAGGUUCUCGUCAUGUCCAUGAGGAUCUCCUGAACGGAGCUGAAGAUAAACGUAGCUGCUUAA
Molecule: messenger RNA, 3282 nt
Organism: Ictalurus furcatus (blue catfish)
Lineage: Eukaryota; Metazoa; Chordata; Actinopteri; Siluriformes; Ictaluridae
Gene: nit2
Product: nitrilase family, member 2
Exons: 10
Coding region: 69-923 (284 amino acids)
Biological process (GO): oxaloacetate metabolic process; L-glutamine metabolic process
Cellular component (GO): mitochondrion
Molecular function (GO): omega-amidase activity
Source: RefSeq, a predicted model, not a curated record